ACAUUUCAGGCACUAGAUAUUUCGAUAUCAAAGACAAAGAAGCAGACAUGAGCGGAAGAGGCAAAACCGGAGGCAAGACCAGGGCGAAGGCCAAGACUCGUUCAUCCAGGGCUGGACUGCAGUUCCCCGUCGGUCGUGUGCACAGGCUGCUGCGCAAAGGCAACUAUGCACAGCGCGUGGGAGCUGGUGCACCCGUCUACAUGGCUGCAGUGAUGGAGUACUUGACCGCUGAAAUCCUGGAGUUGGCCGGUAACGCCGCUCGUGACAACAAGAAGAGUCGUAUCAUUCCCCGUCAUCUGCAGCUGGCCGUGCGUAACGACGAGGAGUUGAACAAACUGCUCGGUGGCGUUACCAUCGCUCAGGGUGGUGUGCUGCCCAACAUUCAGGCUGUGCUCCUGCCCAAGAAGACCGAAAAGUCCAAGUAAAUUUGACCCCCAACCUCCCUGACCACAAAGGCUCUUUUAAGAGCCACCCACAUCCCUAAAAAAGUAUUUUCCAAGUUGUUAUGAAAUUGGGUAUAAAAUCACAAG
This is a messenger RNA of Engraulis encrasicolus (European anchovy), 530 nucleotides long. RefSeq names its product histone H2A-like. Gene Ontology annotation, biological process: heterochromatin formation. NCBI's taxonomy places the organism in Eukaryota, Metazoa, Chordata, Actinopteri, Clupeiformes, Engraulidae. Gene Ontology annotation, molecular function: structural constituent of chromatin; DNA binding; protein heterodimerization activity. The coding region runs from base 48 to 425 and encodes 125 amino acids. The transcript has a single exon. Gene Ontology annotation, cellular component: chromatin; nucleosome. The record is from RefSeq and is a predicted model, not a curated record.